UGUUUUUUGGGGGUUGUGUUCCGCGAGAGGGCGUCGUCCGCGGACUGCGAGGGGGUUGACUCCUGGAAGUCGGCAGUGUCUUGAAGAGGAUGGAGAUGAACGGAGAUGUCGACCGUCCGGAGCUUUUGGCCGAAACGAGCUUCGACGUUCUGCUCUACAUUUAUGACCUGUCCAAAGAACUUGCCAAAUCCUUCAAGAAGAUUCUAAAAGGCAAACCGCUACCAGGGAUUUGGCAUACGGGAUUGGUGGCUUACGGCCGCGAAUACUAUUUUGCAUCCACUGGUAUAGAAAGCUGUAGACCGGGAGAGACUAUUCUCGGAGAACCCGAUCAAAUUCUGACUCUUGGAAAAACUGAACUGCCUUAUAGUGUUUUCCUAGAAUACAUAUUUGCUCUUGGAGAGAGUACAUAUAGACCUGGCUCCUAUCACCUACUAGAGCACAACUGUAACUGUUUCAGUCAAGAAGUGUGCCAAUUCCUCACAGGAGGCCCCAUACCAGCAGAAAUAAGAGAGUUGCCACAAGAAAUUUCUGCGAACAAGACCCUCAGUAACGCCCUCAAAGAAUAUUUCAACAAGCUGAGCCUCAGGGCCGAAGGUUCUCGAGGAAUCAGCUUUGGAAACUCCGAACGGGUGGCCGAGGAGCAACGCAACGGGCACGACCCCGCACCGAAGCCUCAGCAGAACGGAACAAGGAGGAAAAAAUCGUCUGCCGGAGUGAACGGCCAUUCAAAAUCUAAAGAAUCGUCUACAGAACAGAGGCAAAAGGAACCGCCACAGCUAAUUGAACAACCCCAACAGAAACCCAAAGAGCAGCCACAACCUGUGGAACAACCUCAACAAAAACCUAAAGACAAAUCUCCACCCACUGAACAACAGCAACCUCAGCAGAUAAUCGAGGAAGCACAGAACUCUCAAGAACAAGCAGCAGCAGCAGCAGCAUCUGCUCCUCCCCCUGUCCCUCAGAAACCACAACCACAAAAGCAGAACCAGCCCGAACAAACAAAUAUCAUGAGUAACGGUACUGGAGCUGCAGAACCCACUGAACCUCUGGGUCUCCCACAGGAAGCGAGCAAUGGAGUUGAGGCUAGCAAUGGAGCUGCUCGUGUCCACUUGGACGAUGAGGAAGAUGGACAGACGAAUUUCACGCCUAGAAGGGCAAGGAGGUACGAAGACCCACCUGUGCUCUUCCCAAAUGUCGACGGUCCUGAAUUGCUGAGACGCAUCAUGGAACUAGUAGAGGGGAAACUGACCCCAGAAGAAAACAAGGACCUCAACGAAUUCAUGGAAUAUCUCACCACAGAUGGAGGAGCCUGGGCCCUAGGUUCCUCGCACCUGGAGGCUAUCGGUCGUCUCCUGAACGACCGCAACCUGCAUCCUGAGAUUCCCAUUCUCACUCUCAAGAUGUUUCAGGCGGCAGCUCUCAAAGAAGACAUCAUUCUGUUGCUGCACCAGGACAGGGAGAGGCAUCAUCUCAUGACUUAUUUCUAUAAGAUUGAAACCCUCUCGCCUGAAGAACAGACAGAAGUUUGCGCCUUGAUGUGCAACCUGUGCUCAAACGGAAGCAGUUUUGAUUGGCUGACAUACAUCUCGGAAUGGGAGGAAGACGGAAAACCAUGCAACAAUUGCAAGGUGACAGUGCGAGUGGCCGUGCAUGGACUGUUGGCCGACCACCCUGAUACCAAGGUCAGAGGUUGUGCCCUGGUGUAUAACCUCGCUCUCAAAAAAGAGCUUUUCGAUGAUGUUGCCAGUGAACUUGCUAUGGCUGUCCUUCAGUUCCUACAAACCCCACCGGCGGAAGAAAUGUUGUUCCAGAGCCUGACUGCCUUGUAUCGAUUUAUGUGUAUUAGUUAUAAUGAAAUCCCUGCACUCAUGAAGAUGAUGGGUCCGGACGUGGAGGCCUUCCGAGGCGUGUCUGCCAGAAUCGAACCCGUCGUCGAAGAAAUUCAGAUGAAGCUAAGAGUCGCCCGCUAAUAAAUUUUUCUCUCUUUUUACUGUAUUUUUCAAUAAAUCUUAUUUAUAAAAUCAAGAA
This is a messenger RNA of Argiope bruennichi, 2028 nucleotides long. RefSeq lists its product as uncharacterized. Gene Ontology annotation, biological process: protein modification by small protein removal. The transcript is spliced from 12 exons. The coding region runs from base 90 to 1970 and encodes 626 amino acids. Gene Ontology annotation, molecular function: peptidase activity. Lineage: Eukaryota; Metazoa; Arthropoda; Arachnida; Araneae; Araneidae. The record is from RefSeq and is a predicted model, not a curated record.